ACUCCCCGGACGUUAAUAGCGGUGGGACUCGUCUCCGGCUACAGAACAAGCAGUUGCCCUUACACUUGCAUGCAGUGGAUUUGACCUCAUCUUUGACUACGCGUAUUAUUUUGCAAUAAGGCUAUUAGGACUGCGCCAUGUCUCUUGCGGCAGAGGCCUUCGUGUCGCAGAUGGCAGCUGCUGAGCCUUGGCCUGAAUCUGCAACCUUGUAUCAGCCGCUGAAGGAGGAUCAGAUUCUGCUGUCAGACUGCGCCUCGUCCCUUGCUGUUCAGGCCUACCUCAGGAUGUGCGGUUUACCUGUGCAGGUGGUUUGCAAAGCAAAUGCUGAAUACAUGUCACCUUCUGGGAAGAUUCCUUUUAUCCACGUAGGGAACCAGGUGGUAUCGGAACUCGGGCCGAUAGUGCAGUUCACCAAAGCUAAGGGUAAUUCACUGAGCGACAGCUUAGAGGACGUCCAGAGAGCUGAAAUGAAGGCGUACAUGGAGCUGGUCAACAACAUGCUGCUGACUGCUGAGUUGUACAUCCAGUGGUGUGACGACGCCACGGCUGCCGAGAUCUCCCGCCCCAGAUACAGCAGUCCUUACUCCUGGCCUCUCAGUAACAUCCUCGCCUACCAGAAGCAGUGGGAGGUUCGCAGGAAGAUGAACGCCGUUGGCUGGGGAGGGAAAACACUUGAGCAGGUCUAUGAGGAUGUGAGUCAGUGCUGCCAGGCUCUCUCCCAGCGGCUGGGAACACAGCCGUACUUCUUUAACAAACAGCCCACAGAACUGGAUGCGCUGGUGUUCGGCCACCUCUUCACCAUCCUCACCACCAGACUGACCAGCACCGAGCUGGCAGAGCGGAUCAAGAGCUACAGCAACCUGCUGUCCUUCUGCCGGCGCAUCGAACAGACCUACUUUGAAGACAAGAGCUCUUGAAGGAAAUGAAACCUCUCACCUGUAGUAGUAUUCCUAUUGUUAUUGUUGCUGUUCUCAUCAUCCUGUACAUUCGGUCCCUCCUCCUCUCAUUCCCUCGCUGUGGCACCGAGGAGCUAAAAUCCGCUUCUUUUCACACGCUUGUUUCCUUUUGGUCUUUCUUGCUUUCCUUCUCCCUUUUUGAGGCGUUAUGUCGCUGCUGAGAUUAGACCAGAUGAGCCAGUUGUGCACAUUGCAUUUAGAUAACUUAAUCCUAAAAUCACAGGAAACCUCCUACACACACACACACACACACACACACACACACGUCAUCCAGCUGCUGCAGGAAGCCCCAAAGAGCCUUUAGGUUUCCAGCAUCAUGGCGUUAAGGCUCUUCUGGCGUCCCGGGGGAGGGAGGGGGGGGGUUGGUCAGCUGCAGGUGAUCUGACAGGGAUUCAGGCUCAAGGACACGUGAGCAGGUCGGAUGCUUCCCGACUUGAUUCACCUGCUCCUGUGGUCCCGCUCUCCUGUCAGGGUGCAGAAGCCUGCGUUCUCAGAGGUUGGAUAUUUACAGCUGUGUUGCUUUUCCCUUCUGUAAAGAAAGCUGUGAUCACAGUAAAGAGGAUGUGACUUGACCCUUGACCUUUUUGUUUUUCCACCGUUGAUUUUUCUUUGUGUGAUUUGAAAGUGCCUACAGAAUAUAAAAGUCAUCACAUUUAACAUGUUAUCUUUAAACAUGCGGACAGAUUAUCUAGAGGGUAAAUCUGAUAGGAGUGGACAAGUGGACAAAGUAGUAAAUAAAAACCACUCUUUAUUUUGUGUUUUCUGUGUAAAAGAAUGAAAUUAACCAAUGCAUAAAAGAUAUAUACAUAUA
Molecule: messenger RNA, 1767 nt
Organism: Pungitius pungitius (ninespine stickleback)
Lineage: Eukaryota; Metazoa; Chordata; Actinopteri; Perciformes; Gasterosteidae
Gene: mtx2
Product: metaxin 2
Exons: 10
Coding region: 138-917 (259 amino acids)
Biological process (GO): mitochondrion organization
Cellular component (GO): SAM complex; cytoplasm
Source: RefSeq, a predicted model, not a curated record